Saprolegnia parasitica CBS 223.65 is the source of this 1386-nucleotide messenger RNA. RefSeq lists its product as hypothetical. Lineage: Eukaryota; Oomycota; Saprolegniomycetes; Saprolegniales; Saprolegniaceae. The transcript has a single exon. The coding region runs from base 1 to 1386 and encodes 461 amino acids. Gene Ontology annotation, cellular component: spindle; centrosome; kinesin complex. Gene Ontology annotation, biological process: microtubule-based movement. The record is from RefSeq and is a predicted model, not a curated record. Gene Ontology annotation, molecular function: microtubule binding; ATP binding; microtubule motor activity.
AUGCCAUCGCCUGCCAAGAAGUCUGCGCUCCGGUCGCCACGCGUCAAGGUCUUCCUACGCAUCCGCCCUGUCGUCCCAUCGGAAGCCUCGGACGCACUCCUGACCCUCGAGACGUUGGCGCCGUCGCAGCUCACACUGACAACACCCCACUGCCCGAACGAUGACAUUGAAUUCGUCGAGGUCCUCGACGGCCUCGUCGUGCCGAAAUCGCAACCCGUCAAGUCGCGCACGUUCCGUGGUCUCAGCGGUACGUUCCGCGAAGCGUCCACCAACGCCGACAUCUACGCCGCUGUCGUCGCGCCGCUCGUCGACGAAGCCCUCGCCGGCCGCGCCGCCUGCUGCUUUGCCUAUGGCCACACCGGGUCGGGCAAAACCCACACUAUCCUUGGCUACAACGACGAGCCUGGCUUGUACCGUCUCGCAUCCCACGCACUCUUUGCAGCCAUCGCCGCGGCCAACGAGCUCAUCGACGUGGACGCGGACCGACUCCACGUGCAAGUGCGCUUCAACGAGAUCUACAACGGCGACGUGUACGACCUCCUGAACGACCGCGCCAAGUGCUUUGUGCGCGAGGAUGAGCUGGGAAAGGUGCACAUCCGCAGUGCGACGACCACGGGCGACGACGGACUUGUGUACACGUCGUCGUCGACGACCAAGGCAGCGUCGAGCCUCGACGAUCUCACGGCCAUUGUUGCCGACGGUCUCGCGACGCGCAAGACGGGCAACUCGAACGUGCAUGCGCAGAGCUCGCGGUCGCACGCAGUGCUGGAAGUCGAGAUUGUCACGGACCGCCUCCUUGGCAUGCGCAGUGCAUUGGCGCUGAUGCAGGCCGAGACGACGUCCAUCGGGCACACACGAGACUCGCUCGACAUGGCCAUCUUCCUCCGGCAACACGACAAGCUCGAGGGCAAGUGGGUCCGCAAGCCGAACGCUACGAGCCCGACGCCGGACGAGGUCGCAACGCUCGACGAGCUCAACACGCGCUUCCUCGCCAAGCAAGAUGAAAUGCAAGACAUGCUCGCAGCCAUCCAGGAGCUGCAUCGCCAAGAGAACGAAGUCGGCGGCGCCCUUCUCUUUGUCGACCUCGCUGGCUCCGAGUACGCGGGCAGCGCCAGCGACGGCAUCGUCAAGAGCGAGACCGAGCAAAACGAGUGUCGCGAAAUCAACAAGUCGCUCAGCGCCCUCCAAAGCUGCUUCCGCGCCCAAGCCAAGGGCCUCGCCAGUGGCACCACGUAUCGAUCCUCCAAGCUCACCAUGGUGCUCCGGGACCACCUCCGGUCGGCAGGCUCGACGACGCGCAUGAUUGCAACGCUGUCGCCGUCGAGCGCGCACACGACCCAGACGAUCCAGACGCUGCAGUACGCUCAAAUGGUCGGCCAAGCCUGA